Dermacentor silvarum is the source of this 881-nucleotide messenger RNA. RefSeq names its product nuclear pore glycoprotein p62-like (gene Nup62). The transcript has 8 exons. Gene Ontology annotation, biological process: RNA export from nucleus; protein import into nucleus. Gene Ontology annotation, cellular component: nuclear pore central transport channel; nuclear pore. NCBI's taxonomy places the organism in Eukaryota, Metazoa, Arthropoda, Arachnida, Ixodida, Ixodidae. Gene Ontology annotation, molecular function: phospholipid binding; structural constituent of nuclear pore. The coding region runs from base 250 to 822 and encodes 190 amino acids. The record is from RefSeq and is a predicted model, not a curated record.
AGCACAGUAUCCACCUGGGGUCCCGCCUGCAGUUUUUACUUUGGGACCCCUUCCUGUAUACUACUAUCAUUCGCCUUCGGGACAAACAAGUCGACCCCCACGUUCAGCUUUGGCGGGACACAGCCAUCAACGGGCUUGCAAUCCGCCGCACCCACGGCUACUGCAGCGUCGACGACCACCACUGCCGCAACCACUGCUACGACUCAAGCCCCAACACAGGCAACCGGCUCUGCUGCGCCAUCUUCAACAAUGCAUUACCGACUGCUGGAGGAAUCCGUCAACCAGUGGAAGGUGGAGCUGGAAGAGCUCGAGAGGAACUUCAUCGACCAGGCCACGCAGGUUAACGCCUGGGACCGACUGCUGCUGUCGAGUGCCGAGCGAGUGGGCCAGCUGAGCUCGCUGGUGGAGCGUGCUCAGCUGGACCAGCAGCGACUGGAGCACGAGCUGGACUACGUGGCUGCCCAGCAGGGUGAGCUCGAGCGGCUACUGGCACCCCUCGAGUCCGCGCUGAAGCAGGCACCCGCCCUCUCCAUACAGCAGCACGCCGACCUCGAACGCGAGCACACGUACCACAUGGCAGAGAACAUCAACUCCCAGCUGAGCUGCGUGUCUCGGGACAUUAGGGACAUUGUGGAGCAGCUGAACGCAGCCAACGCAUUCGCUGCACAGGACAAGCCGCUGCAACAGAUCUCGAAGGUUCUGAAUUCUCACAUGGAUGCUCUUAUGUGGGUGCAGCACAACUCUGGUGUUCUGCAGCAGAAGCUGCAGGACCUGGAGCGUGCCUGCCAGCAGCAGAGGGCUGACCCAUCGCUGAAGCGCUGACACCCAAGCAGCCACGAGCCUCUUCAUUUUCGUGUUAAUAAAUUUUUUGGUCAUCCAUA